Molecule: messenger RNA, 135 nt
Organism: Dentiscutata heterogama
Lineage: Eukaryota; Fungi; Glomeromycota; Glomeromycetes; Diversisporales; Gigasporaceae
Source: the annotation of a GenBank genome assembly
GGAGUAGGUGUACUUAGACUUUUAGUAGCCGUUACUUGUCCAUUUGCACAACAGACAGCAGGAUUUCCAUCACUUCGUAUUGUACCGUUAAAACAAAUUUUUGAUCCGCAAUCCCAAAUAAAAAUUGUAUUAUCA